AUGGAUCGACACGCCCCCCAACAAUCGGUGUAUCCUCGAAGCCACGUCGGUUUUGAUAGUAUCACAACGCAAAUUGAGCGCAAGCUCUUGAAGCGCGGAUUCCAAUUUAACGUGAUCUGUGUUGGACAAACUGGUCUUGGAAAAUCGACCCUCAUCAAUACCAUCUUCGCAUCGCACCUGAUCGACUCGAAGGGUAGACUUGCUCCAGAUGAGCCAGUCCGAUCUACGACCGAAAUCCAAACUGUGUCUCAUGUGAUCGAAGAAAAUGGAGUUCGUCUAAGGUUGAACAUUGUCGACACCCCUGGUUAUGGAGACCAAGUCAACAAUGAUAGAUGUUGGGAUCCAAUUGUCAAGUACAUCAAGGACCAGCACUCAGCGUACCUACGAAAAGAGCUUACCGCUCAGCGUGAGAGAUAUAUUCAGGAUACCAGAAUUCACUGCUGUUUGUUUUUCAUACAGCCAUCAGGACAUGCGCUAAAGCCUAUUGAUAUCGUUGUUUUGAAGAAGCUUUCAGAUGUUGUCAAUGUCGUCCCAGUCAUUGCCAAGUCCGAUUCGUUGACUCUCGAGGAAAGAAGCGCUUUCAAGGAGCGUAUAAAGGAGGAGUUUGCGUUCCACAACCUGAAGAUGUUCCCGUACGACAACGAUGAGUUUGACGAGGAGGAGCGGGCUUUAAAUGCUCAGAUCAAGAACAUUAUUCCAUUCGCUGUCGUUGGAUCAGAAAAGUCAAUCAUCGUUGGUGGAAAACAAGUUCGUGGGCGACAAAACAGAUGGGGGGUUAUUAAUGUCGAGGACGAGAACCACUGCGAAUUCGUCUACCUCCGAAACUUCCUUACACGCACCCAUCUCCAAGAUCUUAUCGAGACGACAUCUCAAAUUCAUUACGAGACAUUCCGUGCUAAGCAAUUGCUUGCGCUGAAGGAGAGUAGUGCUGCUGGACACAACGCCGGUAGCCGACCGAUUUCACCAUCAGCUGAUCGGGAGCUAAGCAGAAACUCUCAAAGAAAUACCAUGAACGGCUAUUAA
This is a messenger RNA of Glarea lozoyensis ATCC 20868, 1023 nucleotides long. Its product is annotated as P-loop containing nucleoside triphosphate hydrolase. Gene Ontology annotation, cellular component: microtubule cytoskeleton; septin ring; cell division site. Gene Ontology annotation, molecular function: GTP binding; molecular adaptor activity; GTPase activity. The transcript is spliced from 3 exons. Gene Ontology annotation, biological process: cytoskeleton-dependent cytokinesis. The coding region runs from base 1 to 1023 and encodes 340 amino acids. The record is from RefSeq and is a predicted model, not a curated record. Lineage: Eukaryota; Fungi; Ascomycota; Leotiomycetes; Helotiales; Helotiaceae.